Molecule: messenger RNA, 891 nt
Organism: Aedes aegypti (yellow fever mosquito)
Lineage: Eukaryota; Metazoa; Arthropoda; Insecta; Diptera; Culicidae
Exons: 5
Coding region: 457-864 (135 amino acids)
Biological process (GO): negative regulation of cAMP-dependent protein kinase activity
Cellular component (GO): cytoplasm; nucleus
Molecular function (GO): cAMP-dependent protein kinase inhibitor activity
Source: RefSeq, a predicted model, not a curated record
GCUUCGGAUGGUAUGUCAUAAUAAUUUGGCACCGCACCGUUUGGACGAGUAGCAAAGCAAGCAGAAGCAUCUUUUUGUGCAGCAGAUUGCCUUCUAGUCUUCGGUGUGUGUUUUUCUCUAGUUAGUGUGUCUAUCUUGCAGAGCUAAUUAGGCUCUCGGUUUGCAGUGGAAAAUAGCCGGAAAACGCGACUAAUUGCUGUGGAUUACAAGUGCAUUCGUGAAGGAACCGAAACUGAUGGAUUUUCACAACUAAAGGCAAAUGUACUCCAAUAUUGAACGACGAUAACCAGACUGUUUCCACAUUAAAGCGUAAGCAAACUCUUUCGAGUUGCUCUAGUCCGCAUCGGGAGCGCGCGCGAAAGAGUACGUAAGCACGGUAAGAGCUGUAAACCUCCCGAACAGUGGAAUAAAAUCACGCGGCCGACGACAAGACUCGAGGAAGCGUUGUUUCGCAAAAUGCCGAACAUCAUUCAAGAUCAUCCCAUCGGUAAACAGAAAAGGCUGGCGAAGAAAUUUACCAAGUUUCAAGUGCUGAGCAUUAUCAAACAAUUCACGAUGGACAAGAUGAAGGAAUCGGCUGCCGGUGAAAGCGGUGUUGGCGGAGGUGGAGGCACAGUUGGCACCAUGGGUAGCGACGAAUUUCACAGCGAAUUUUACAACACUGGGCGCAUAGGGCGACGGAACGCACUACCAGACAUUCUAGGGUCGCACUGCACCACGACGACAGCAGACCUGCCGACGCAGAUGGGAGCACUGAGUACCUCGGAUUGCUCCAACAAACCCGUUAACGCGUCAUCUGCGGUCAGCACUAACAACAUGAUGGCCAAUACCCCAACGACAUCGACCACCGGAAGUGGAUCCUAAAAGUAGCUCUCCAUCUAUAAUGUAUAC